AUGUGUGAUGUGGGGCAUAGAGUAGUAAUACCUGUAGGUUGCCGCGAAAAGGUAUUAAAUAUAAUCCAUGAGCCUCACAUGGGGAUAGUCAAGUCGAAAGCCUUGGCUCGCAGUUACGUGUGGUGGCCCGGUAUUGACGAGGCGGUGGAGCAAGCUUGUGGCGCGUGUGGAACGUGCGCUGCGUUCUCGGAUGCACCUCCGCGCGCCACACCGCAUCCCUGGCCUUGGCCGACUCGGCCGUGGACAAGAGUGCACCUGGAUUAUAUGGGACCUAUAGCAGGGAAAUUAUAUUUGGUUGUUGUUGACGCUAUGUCUAAAUGGCUAGAAGUAUUUAGUGUACCGAGUACGGCGGCGGGUAGCACUAUUGCGAAACUACAUGAAUUAUGGAGCAGGUUCGGUAUCCCUAAACAAAUAGUAACAGAUAACGGGCCUCCAUUUACUAGUGAUAUUAUUAAGCCAGACCGAGAAAAUAAUGUGCAUCGAGCGCAACAACGUCAAACUAACGACGCUCGGGGUGAAAAUAGAAGUUUAAAAGUUGGGGAGAGAAUCUGGUACCGGCAGCAUUCGAUGACGGAGAAGUGGGUUCCUGGUACUGUGGCUAAGGCUACGGGUGUAAGGGACUUCAAGGUCUUAGACAAGAAUAGUAAAGUAAUACAUAGACACAUCGAUCAGCUUAAGCCGAGGUGUGGGUCGCUUGUUAUCCCCACGAGUUCUAGGGAGUCCAGACCUAAUAUAAUGGGUUCAAGUCGUGAGAAUGAGGCGACCCCAGUUCAAGAACGUUCACUUGUAACGGGUUCUCCAAUAUCGCCAUCUAUAAGGCGGCAGCUCGGCGUAGGCAUAUCAUCGCCGAACAUUUCGAGUGCAAAUGAACAUCAAACACAAGAUGAAAAGUUUAGUACGCCGCCCACUACGCCUGUACUAUCCCAGUCACGACCAUUGCGGAAAUGUAGAUUAGAGAAAAUUGUUAGUUAUAAGGAGUAG
Molecule: messenger RNA, 981 nt
Organism: Manduca sexta (tobacco hornworm)
Lineage: Eukaryota; Metazoa; Arthropoda; Insecta; Lepidoptera; Sphingidae
Exons: 2
Coding region: 1-981 (326 amino acids)
Biological process (GO): DNA integration
Molecular function (GO): nucleic acid binding
Source: RefSeq, a predicted model, not a curated record